This is a messenger RNA of Habropoda laboriosa, 2526 nucleotides long. RefSeq lists its product as uncharacterized. The transcript has 4 exons. NCBI's taxonomy places the organism in Eukaryota, Metazoa, Arthropoda, Insecta, Hymenoptera, Apidae. The coding region runs from base 88 to 2430 and encodes 780 amino acids. The record is from RefSeq and is a predicted model, not a curated record.
UCGAAAGAAGUGAUUUUGAAUAUUAGAAAGAUUAGGUUCGUAAACAAUUUUAGAGAUACUAUAUAAACGUAAAAAUAUUCAUAUAUAAUGGAAUCCGACGUAGUUACUUGGAAAAUAGUUCCAAAUACAGUUGCAAACAGAAUGAGAAAUCACUCUUUCAUACAUAAACUGCUACCAUCCAGAAGAUUACGUCGUCGAAGUAAGGCUAUGAAUGUUGCAAUUAAACAGUCUCGUAACUUGAAAUCAUAUAGUCAUUAUGUUAAAAUGAAAACUGCAAUUCUUCGAAAUGUAUUAGAUGACAGUGAAACUGAGGCAGAUGAUAUUUUUACAGAGGAUGACUAUGCUAUUUUUUAUAAGUCUAAGUUAAGUUUGAUAAAUUACAGAACAAGGAUGUCUACAGGAAGUAAAUAUUCUUUUAAAGUAGAACUUGAAAGUGAUGAUAAUGACAUUGUAUCAAACAAAAGGAAUAAAAACACUCGUAAAAAAUCUAAAAACAAAUCUUUUGAAAAUGUAAACAUAGGUUGGCAGAAAGUUGUUAUAGAAAAAAAUAAAUCUGCCUGCCUUUUAACAAGAAAGAAAACAAGGAGCGAAAACAAUUCUAUCAAGUACCCUGAUUCAAUUUGUUCUCAAAUGGAUAAUGACACAGGUUUUCCAAACUGUUCUCAAAAAAAUGCUUCACAUCUGAAGAAUGAGGUAUUAAUAAACACUGAAUCAUGUAUGGCAGAGAAAUCUGUAGAGUUGUGUGCUAAUAUCUCUAUAAAUUCUGGUCAAGAGAUGCCCGAUACAUCUGUUCUUCAAGAAAUUGCAAACAAUAGUAGUGAAUCUAUAAAUUCAGAUUCUAGGAUUAAUGAAAUCAGCGAAGAAAAGUUUCAAUUGGAUGAAAAUCGUAGGUGUAAUAUGCUUGAGAGUUCCAAAGUUCAAACACAAAAUAAGAGAAAGGAAAAGAAGAAUUUACCAUCUUUAUUAUAUAAUGCUGAUGAAAUUCACAGUGGAAAUGAUUCUUAUACAGAUGCAAAGACAGAUUUGGAUCAAGAUCAUUUGACAUGUUUAGACAAAAAAGAAAAUAUUACAGAAGCAUCUGUGGAUGAAUUUGCAGAAAAUGACAAAUCUCAUAAAAUUGAAUCUUCAAUUAUCAUUAAUACAUGUCAACCAAAGGAUUCAGGUAUUGAAGAAGAUACAGAAGAAGAAUUUCCAGAACAUGGAGAUAAAGAUUAUCGAAAAGUUAAAUAUAAGACUAGAAGAAAGGAACAAAAUAUAUCAGAUACUUCCUUUCCUUUGAACUAUAAAAGUAAUUCAACAGAUAAUGGUGUAAAUAUAAAAUUAGAAAAUCAUAAUAUGUCAAACAAAUCAGAUUUUACAGAUACAACAUUAUUUUGCAAAUAUAAAAAUGCAAGUAAUGUAGAAGAACAUGAGGAGAAGGUGCAGAAACAUAAACUACAACCCAAAGUUACUCAUACAGAAAUUGUCAAUACAAAGUAUAAAAUAAUACCAUGCAGUACACCCUUAUCCAACAUUUGUGCAAAUCUAGAAGAAUCAAGUAUGAAUGAUUAUUUUUAUGAAAGAGUACAUGAAAGAGAGGAAGCGGAGCAGAGUAUGGAAAAUAAUACUUCAGCAUCAACGAAAAAACGAUUGCAAAAAUUAAGAAAAUUAAAUUUGACUGUAGACAGUGAUUCUAGUCUGAGUGAAAAUGACGAUACACCUUGUAAUGUGGAAAACUCGAGGGAAAAGCUACUCAAACGAUCUGACGAAUAUUCUAGUGCGUCAGACGACGAAGACGAAAAUGUAGAUUUCAAUCGGGAAAUUUCAAUACAAUUUGACAAGGAGUUAGAAAAUGGUAAAGAUUUCGAAACAGGGAGUCUAUUGAAUAAAGAAAGCAAUAAAAAAAAAUCAAAAAACGAAAACUUCUUGGAAAAGGAGGAUACUUGUCAUUUGGACAACGAUGGCAUUUUGGAACAAUAUACCAAAGUCAAAAAGGAUUCACUUCUGCAUAUUAAAGAAUUAUCACUUGCUAGUAAUAAACCAGUUGAAGAAAAAUGGCACUCCUUAGACUGUUCAAGAAAACAUAAUUUUGAUCAGGAGGUUGAUGUAAAAAAAUCGAACGAAAAUAAUCCGGGAAUUAAGAAUAGAGCGCAAGCUGUGAAUAAAACAGUAACAAUACAUCGUAGACCGUGCAAUUUGCAAGAAUUUGUAGAUGAGGAAAGUUUAACACUUGAAACAGCAGUUCAGUUAGUAGGAAAGAAAAUAGUUUUAACAGAGAAAAAUUUAAAACUAGGAAGACAGAAGUAUAAAGUAACAUAUAGAAACGUAGAUAACAUAUCUUGCGUUUUCGCUACUAAAAAACCUGGCAAACCUUACAAAACAGUAAAUAUACAACCAGUGGCAAGAAUCGUUGCACGUGAAAAAAUCACUUGCAAGUCACUCAGGAAAUAAUGAAAUUUAUGUGCUAAUAACGUUAAAUGAACCGAGGAUACCAAUGGAAUCGAAGAUGAUACAACCCGAAUAAAAAGAUAUUUCAAGACUAAACGA